Molecule: messenger RNA, 732 nt
Organism: Caenorhabditis briggsae
Lineage: Eukaryota; Metazoa; Nematoda; Chromadorea; Rhabditida; Rhabditidae
Exons: 4
Coding region: 1-732 (243 amino acids)
Molecular function (GO): hydrolase activity
Source: RefSeq, a predicted model, not a curated record
AUGUCGGUCUCUCAUAGUCUUCUACAGUAUCAGGAUUCGAAUGGAAAAGUCUACGAAGGAGAUCUCUAUGUUCCGAGAACAACUGGAAUGAGGAAGCUUCCAGGUGUCGUAGUUUACUCGGCAUUCCGCGGAAUCACUGAAUUCGAGAAAGGGAAAGGGAAAGCUCUUGCGCAGGAAGGAUACAUUGCUUUGGCUGCUGAUCCAUUCGGAAAAGGAAUUCGUCCCACGGAUAAGAUGGAGUGUUUUGGAAUUGUUAAACCAUUGGUUUCAGAGAGAAUUGAGAAGCUGAAGCCGGUGAUUCUUGCAGCAGUUGAUGCAAUUAAGACCGUUCAAUGCAUCGAUAUUCAGAAGAUUGGAGCUAUUGGAUUCUGUUUCGGAGGACUUUGUGUUUUAGAUCUCGCCAGAUACAACAUUGGCCUCAAGGCGGUUGUAUCCUUCCAUGGAACCCUCAAACCACUACCAGGCGUUCCUCUUGAUCCGAUCAUUGGAACAGCUAUUCAGGCGCAUCAUGGAGAUGCGGAUUCUCAUAUUCCAAAGGAGCAAGUGGACGAAUUCCAUGAGGAGAUGAGAGCUCGAAAGGCUGAUUUUGUUUUUUCUAGUCAUGCAUUCGCGGAACACGGAUUCACUGAGCCAGAAGCUGAUUCUUUUGGCCUUCCUGGAGUAAAAUACAACGAAAAAGCUGCAAAGCGUUCGUGGAGUGCUACACUUUCGUUGCUCAAAGAAGCAUUUUAA